AGAAGCCGCCUGUACCGUGCAGGACAAACCACAUAGCAAGACGGGCCGAUAUAUAUCUCCCUGUGCUACAUAUCACAGCAAAAUUUUGCUUGAUGGCAUCAUGAAGAUGGUGACCCGCAUUGCUGCGUCUGCGUUGGUGGUGGUGAUGGUUGUAGCGAUGAUCGGACCCGCUGCUGCCACGCCGUCCCCGAAAGCAGAGGCCGCUGCUGCGGCUGCUGCCGCUGCCGAGCCCUGCUGUGGUCGAGGUGCUGCCGGGGCUUUGGGCUUCGUCGGGGGCUUCGUGAUUGGCCGUGCUGUAGGCCACCGCCAUCACCACCACCACCACGGCUGUGGCGGCUGCGGCGGUGGAUGGUGUGGUGGCUGCGGUAGGAGGAGGAGGAGUUUGGACGAAGUAAUGGGCACCGGAAAGCUCGAAGAAGUAUACAGGCUGAUCACAUCCAAGGACAAAGACCAGUGUGGCCUGCGGCUUGUGUGCGAGUUGGCGCAGAAAAACCAGCGAGAUCUGACUGACAGCGAAGUCACAGUCUUGCUGCCAUACUGGGGUCUCGAGGAAAGUGACGAGAAGAGCUACUACGGGCGGUACGACAAGGCGGUAUGGCACGGGCAGCAAGGCACCCCCUGCAAGGAGCUAUUCCCGAGAUGUAUGUACUCGGCGAAUCAGAUCAUGACCGAUUUCUUGCCGGAUUCCACUGGCCUUUACUUCUGAGGCGGAAAUACCGCACACUUCAUCGGUCUUACUGUGUUACUGCUAAAACACUUCAGCCACUUUGAAAAAUAACUUUCAAGAAGCUUUUCUGGAUGUUUUCACCGGUGUUGUGAUCCUAACUGCAGAUGGACAAAAACUUUGCGUCAGCAGAAAAAAAUACCCGUGAGAAGGCAACUGAUUAUGAAAAUAUCCCUUAGAACACGGGGAGUUUGUAAAAAAUACAGUUCAUGUUUGUCAUUGUAUUUCAGUGAAUAAAAGGAUUUUGCUCCUA
Molecule: messenger RNA, 977 nt
Organism: Portunus trituberculatus (swimming crab)
Lineage: Eukaryota; Metazoa; Arthropoda; Malacostraca; Decapoda; Portunidae
Exons: 5
Coding region: 101-706 (201 amino acids)
Source: RefSeq, a predicted model, not a curated record